CCUCUAUACUGGUUAUAUUUUGUUUGAACCGUUAGGGCGACUCGUACAUCUUCACUUCUCUGACUGAUGGCUUCCAGGUUGAGCCGGGUACCCUGACCCGAUCUGACGGAGACAAGCACUAACAGCCCCAUGGACCAUCGUCGUCAUCAGACUGCCAUUGCGAAUCCAAUAUUGACGAUGGCUUGCCAUACAAAGGAUUAUUAGAUUUCCCAUUGGAAAUAUGACCACACUCCCGAGCGGCUCAGGUCUUCUUGGUAUUCUCAGUUCUCUGGAUGCAAUCGGCCCAAGUGCCCAUCAUCCCAUCUGCUAGGUAGCGGAGCCCCACCCCGGCAACCCCGCUGCCGCGAAUGACGGGCUCGAUCUACCGAUUGACGACGACGGCCAGGCCGAGGCCCGGAUCACCGGAUUGAACGUCAACCGAACUACCUACCAUAACUUCCCAUUCCUUGGCUCCGCUCCGCUCACUUACAGCAUCUUGAUUAUUGAUCACAUCAUGAAUUGAUUGAUUUUUCGCAUUCUCAUACUUGCUCAAACUUACCUGUCCUGCCGUCCCUUGUUCCUCUCACACGUCCCUUAACUGCUCCGUUAUCGCACUCAUCGCAACGCAACCAUGCCGCCAACUCUCCCCGUUAUCCCACACUCCGGCCGGUAUCUUCUUGCCCGCACCACCACCCGCCACAUCUCAACAUCCCCUUUUCUCACCACCCACCACCACCACAGCAAAUCCCCUAUCAUUAUCACUUCCCUCGACCAACAAAUCCCCAAACCCCCACCCAAGAAAUGGAUCACCGACCUCCCUGCCCGUCUGGGGAAAUGCAUCAUCUUUGGCUGUUCUCCCGCUCAGAUUAGAGAGGCGUCGGUGAUCUUGAGAGCGGUGGCGACGGAGUGGCGGGGGUUGUUGGCGGGUGCGGAAGGGUUCUUGACGGGCGGGAGAAGGGGGGUGGAUUCAAGGGAGGUGGUGUGGGGAGAGAUGGAUAGUUUUGGCCACGUAAACAACGUCAACUACUACCGCUACGCCGAAUCCGCACGAGUCAACUGGAUCACCAACUUCUCCGUGCACGUCGACCCAGCUCACAGGCAAGAGUGGGCGGAACUAAUGCAGCCAAAGGCCAUCGGUCUAAUCAUGAAGUCCCUAAAGUGUGACUUCAAAUUCCCAAUGGUCUACCCCGACCGGAUCUCUGUCUACCACCGCCUCUCCACGCCUCCCCAGCAUGGACAAACCAGCUUCCACCUCGAUUGUAUCGUCCUCUCGCACCAACAUCGCCGCGCCGCUGCCCGGCUGGAAGAAGACGUCGUCAUCUACGAUUACCGCAAGGCAGGCAAGACGGCCAUGCCCGAGUUUAUGUUGACUCAGUUUGAGAAGACGUGGCAGUUGCAGCAGGAGGAGACAAUCAGGGCUCGCAAGAGGAUAUGGGAGUUGAUUUCCGGAGUGGAGAGGUUAGAGAGGGAGACGUGGGAUCGAGAAGAUGCGAAAGAGGACAUGGGCAGUGCGGUCAAGGGGUCGUCGUCUUGAGUGGGCAUGACGGGAGCGACAUAGGACUGGAAUGUUGAAUGGAGAUGGGGUCGUGUGGAUGGAGAAGGCGUUUGGAGAGUAGAAGAACUGAUAGCAAUAGAAUCGUAACGCCACCACUUGAAAGUCGAUGUUGGAUGGGCAGCCCGAUUCCAGCAUGUAAGUUGAUAAAGAAGGGAAGGAAAGAUCCGCAGCGGCAGCCGGUGUUAGGCCUCUCUCGAGACAACUUGAAUCCCACUUACAAGGCCGAUGGAGACUCCACCUUAUUUUCCCGACUUUCUUCUGGCUUAGUCCUAGACAUUGCAAUCAGCUUGCAAUGACAAACGCAAAAUUUCCAGUCCA
This is a messenger RNA of Neurospora crassa OR74A, 1852 nucleotides long. RefSeq lists its product as hypothetical. The transcript is spliced from 4 exons. Bases 611 to 1513 code for a protein of 300 amino acids. NCBI's taxonomy places the organism in Eukaryota, Fungi, Ascomycota, Sordariomycetes, Sordariales, Sordariaceae. Gene Ontology annotation, molecular function: fatty acyl-CoA hydrolase activity. The record is from RefSeq and is a predicted model, not a curated record.